AUGUGUCUUGUGUACCGCAGGAAGGCGCACAUCAUCCCUCAGUCCAUAAGAGAGAAUUCGGGUGCAACUGUAGCUCGUGUUAGUGUUCAAUUUCAAUUUCUGAUACUGAAAACCAUCAGCAUCAACAUAAAGAGAAGACAUUACUGUGAACAUUUCAACAAAACACUUUGCUUUGAAUAUUUAUCGUCAGGGGAGAAUCGGGCUGGAUGGGCAGAUUCAGUGGCUAACACGAUCGAUGAUUCCUUCUUAGUGGUGUAA
This is a messenger RNA of Arabis nemorensis, 258 nucleotides long. The record is from the annotation of a GenBank genome assembly. NCBI's taxonomy places the organism in Eukaryota, Viridiplantae, Streptophyta, Magnoliopsida, Brassicales, Brassicaceae.